UUCUCUAAAUUGUAGGAGUCGUGUUACAUUCCAGUGUGUGUGUCUGUCCCUGACUCAUGGAGCAAGUCUUGUGUACAAUCUGUUACUAUAGCACCUGUUAUAGUGGAGCCUUCCCAGCCCUACCUGCCCAGCCAGGCUCAGUAUCCGUAUACACAACUUACUGGAAUCACUCCACUUUAUCUUUUAACUCUGGGCUUUGUCCUGCUCACCAUGUCUCAGGGUUGGCCCGCACACAAUGCUUGGUACAGUCUUCCCACACAGGACUUCAACUACAGCGGCGGACAUGUAAUCCCUUCCAUGGUUCCACAGCAACCGACAAUAAUCCAGCAGCUUCCUUUCAGCCCUCCGCUGUCUCACCCUAUCAGACAAGGCCGUGCAAAAGAAGAUUUAAUUGAGCUGAUGAUGAUCCAGAACGCUCAGAUGCAUCAGGUUAUAAUGAGCAACAUGACCAUGUCUGCGCUGUCAAGCUUUGGCUAUGGGCAAGCCGAGAAGCCCCCCACGCCCAGUGUGAUACCAGUACAAAUGGAGGAGGAGGAGGAGGAGCCAGUUGUUUAUCACCAUUAUGAACCAUACCCACCAGUGUACCCAUAUUACCCAGCAUACCCUGCCUGGCAAGAACAGAGACCACCACCUCAUCGUGAACCCACCGUCAGGCACAUAGAUAUACAGCCUCACACGCCAACUCAUGCCGGAGACCAACGGGCUGUACCACCACCACCCCCUCUCAGCGCUACCGGAACUGUAGGUGCGGAUGUCCCACCAGCCUCAGAAUAUUAUGACUUGGCGGAAGGCAGAUUGUAGCGGAACCAUGUGCCUCCUUGAUGGUCAGAUAGGAAAUGUUUCCACCUUUGCACCAGGAUAUGGCACCAGUAUUCACACUCACCUAUACUCAAUGGACUUAUCACAUCCUACUGCAAAAACCCGAAGGGGGUGUCUUGGAACCUCCAUAAUCAAAAUCACUUCAAGCAAUUAAAACUGUACCCGGCACAUUCACAAUUGAUUUCAUUAUUCGCCAAUGCAAAUAAUGUAAUGUAUAUAUUUAAUAUUUACUUGUCCUUUCUCCUAUGGUCAUUUAAUGUAUAUUUGCUUUAUGUUUGACCCAUCCUUGCCUCGUUGUGAACCUGUCCAACAUGAAAAGUUGUGGUUCAUAAUGGGUCCAAUACGCAGAACUUUGCUGCAAAAAGUCAAGUGCUUUAUUGUGUCACGACAUGUUUCGAGCAGAGCUUUUUUUCAAGCGUUGUAAACCUGUGUCUUCAACAAGAGCUGUAUUUUAUUGACGGAUACAUUAGGGAGAGAACUGGUUCAGUGCAGACGGUCGCUUCCUUCAUGGGGAUUUGUUAAAUAAGAAUGACUGAAACCAUUUCUGUUUAUUUCUCGGUCUUGUUUUAGGUUGUGUGAAGCCACGUAACUAUGGCAAAUUCCCUUUGUGUGGUUUAUGUCCCCUGAAGAGAGUCUCAAACAAUAAACUGUCUAUAUGUA
Messenger RNA from Xenopus laevis (African clawed frog), 1479 nucleotides. RefSeq names its product proline-rich protein 29 (gene prr29.L). The record is from RefSeq and is a predicted model, not a curated record. The transcript is spliced from 6 exons. Lineage: Eukaryota; Metazoa; Chordata; Amphibia; Anura; Pipidae. The coding region runs from base 211 to 801 and encodes 196 amino acids.